AUGAAUCAAUUUCAACAUAUACAAAAGGUAUUGGACAAUUUCACUUCUGAACAAAUUGUAGAUAAUCGACUAAGAUUGAAGGUCUCAAUUGAUACAAUCCGAUUGCUUGCAUUUCAAGGUUGUGCUUUUAGAGGUCGUGAUGAAAGGCUAAAUUCAAUCAAUCGUGGAAAUUUUCUUCAAAUAGUGAAAUUGUUGGGAUCAUAUAAUGAUAAUGUUGCUAAAGUAUUGGAUAAAGCUCCGAAAAAUGCCUCUUACACAUCACCAAAGAUUCAAAAAGAAAUUUUACAUAUUUUUUCAACCAAAGUGAAGAACGCAAUUCGUGAAAAAAUUAGUGAUGCGAAGUAUUGCAUAAUUGUUGAUGAAGCUCGUGAUGAGUCAAAGGAGCAAAUGGUUAUAGUUUUGAGAUUCGUUGACAAAGAUGGUUUUGUGAGAGAGCGUUUUUUUGGGCUUAUUCAUGUCUCUAACACUGCUACAUCAACCCUAAAAGAUGGAAUAUAUUCUGUAUUGUCUCAUCACAAUUUAGAUAUUCAAAAUAUUCGAGGACAAGGAUACGAUGGUGCAAGCAAUAUGCGAGGUGAGUGGAAAGGAUUACAAGCAUUAGUUUUGAAUGAUUGUCCAUAUGCUUAUUAUAUUCAUUGUUUUGCACAUCGUUUGCAGUUGGCUUUAGUGGCAGCAUCGAAAGAUGUUAUCCCAAUUCAUAAAUUUUUUCCUAAAUUGACUUUUGUUGUCAAUAUUGUUGGUGCCUCAUGCAAGUGCAAUGAUGAAUUGAAAGUUGCACAAGCUGCUGAAAUUGAACAUAUGAUUGACAUUGAUGAGCUCGAGACUGGAAAGGUACUUAACUAG
Camellia sinensis is the source of this 843-nucleotide messenger RNA. NCBI's taxonomy places the organism in Eukaryota, Viridiplantae, Streptophyta, Magnoliopsida, Ericales, Theaceae. The record is from RefSeq and is a predicted model, not a curated record.